Messenger RNA from Plasmodium adleri (nom. inval.), 939 nucleotides. Its product is annotated as conserved Plasmodium protein, unknown function. The transcript has a single exon. Gene Ontology annotation, biological process: translational initiation. The record is from RefSeq and is a predicted model, not a curated record. Lineage: Eukaryota; Apicomplexa; Aconoidasida; Haemosporida; Plasmodiidae. Bases 1 to 939 code for a protein of 312 amino acids.
AUGAACAUUUGUAUUGAUUUCCAUAAAAAAAAAAAAAAAAUACUUAUUUAUCCAAUACACAUAUUCAACUAUGUAUAUAAUUAUAACAGGCUGUUUUGUUGUCACUUUGUUAACUUAUCGUUAUAUAAAAAAGGGAACCAUUUGAAAAAUGAAAAUGAUAAUUUAAAAACAUAUAAAAAUUAUAAAACCCAUUUAAAAUGCCUAAAUUAUUAUUUCCUUGCUCAUACGAAGAACACAUUUUACAAUAUAGCAAAAAAAUUUACAACUUUUAUUAAUAUUAAUGAAAGACAAAAUCAUAUAAUAAAUAGUAAAAAAUUAUAUAUACCAUCAAAUGAUAAGGAUAAAAAGGACAUCUUAACUAAUAAUGUCAUCAAUAAUAACAAUAUAUAUAAUAACAAUUCAAAUAAAAUACAUGGUUUAUUAAACAAACAAAUAGCACAAAUUAAAAAUUCAACUUAUAUACAUCCAAGAAGCUACAACUUUGAUCCAUGUACAAAAACAAAAAAAAUUCAAAUUUAUUAUAAUUGUGAAAUGAAUGAUAUAAUUAGAAAAAUUAAUUAUAUUAAAAAGUUUUUAUCAACUGGAUCACCUGUAGAUAUUUUUCUAAUAUACAAUACACAUGAUCAUAUAAAAACUAGAAACAUUAAAAUGAAAAAACAAAAAAAUAAAAAUAAAAAUAAUAUAUCUAAUAUUGAAGACGAACAACAAGAAGAUCAACAUAACCAUUAUGAUAAACAAACAUUUAAAAAUUACGAAUCCAAUAAAAUAACCAAAUUUUUAAAUACACAAAAAUUAAAUGAAACAAAAUAUUCCUUACAUUUAUAUAUCAAAAUUAAUUUUAUAUUAAAUCACAUUAGAAAUAUAUCAAUAGUUGAUGAAAUCUUUAGACACAUUCAAAAUAACAAUCAUAUUAUUUUAAUAAAAGCAUAUCCAAAAUGA